UAUGACCAACGCCAGAUGUGUCGUAAUUACUGAAUCGAGAAGUUUCAUCUUUUUAGUGAUUACGUAUGUGUGUUAAUUUAAUUUUACAUGGAUAAUUACGGAAAUCCGCAUUUUCAGACAAUGCUUGAGCAUACAAAACAAGGAAUUUUCAAUAUCUAUAUUAACCCAUCAUUCCAUGGGCCUAAAAAAAGUGUUAUUCAUAUAAAUCCUAAAGUUCAACUAAACGUGCCAGUUCAUGUUAAUCCAAAAAUGGUAAACGCUUUGUCGACAUCAGGAACACAAAGAGAAAGGUUUUUAGUUCAGGAGAAGCAAACUAUACUUCAUAGAAAUCCAAAACCGAGUGUUCAGAAUUCUGUUUAUGUUAAUCCAAAAUUAAUGCAAAAACUUACCUCUAAAACUACAAAAUAUGAAUCUGUACCUGAAAUAGUAAAUAAGCAACAGGCAACUCCUCAGUUACCAACAGUUCAAAAGCCCAUUACAGUAGUAAAAACGAAAAUGAAAAUUGUUAAUAAUAAUAGCAACAGUAGUACAAAACCACUAAGUGUUAAGAAAAAUUCUCCAUCCAAGAUAGUUUUAUUAUCUAAUAGAAAGUUAAUUAGAAUACGUUGUGCAACUAAAAAAGUACUUAGUUAUCCAUCACCAGUUAAAAAAAUUAAACCCAAUCAAAUCAUUAAUAUCAAUCAGCCUAAGCAGUUUGUGUCGAUGAAUAAAAAAAUUGUAGUAGAAAAUAAAACCAAAAAUGUAGUAAAUAGACCUGUUGUUCCUAGUAUUUCAUCAACUAAUAAGUAUAAACUUGAUAGAACUAAAGUUCAGAAGAAGAAAAUCAAUGUAAUUCGGGUAUCCAAAAGUAAAGUAGUUGGAAGGAGGAAUACGAAUUUAAUUAAUAUUGAUGGAGUAUUAUAUAAAUCAUCAAAAUCACAACUUGUGAAGAGUAGCAGCAAUGGUCAAUCAAGUGAAUCGGGCACGAAAAAGAGUUUGAAUAAUUCUCGAACUAAAAAUGUUUAUAAAAAAGUAAAAUCAGAUAGUAAAAUUACGAAAGUAAAGAAUACAAAUUCAAAAUUAAAUAUAAGUAGGGCAUCGAUCACUAGUUUCGUACAAAAAUCUAAUUAUAAGCAUGUAUUAAGUAAUAGAGUAAAACAAAAGUCCAUACAAAUCUUGAGGCAAAAAAUGUCGAAAAACAAUCAGCCAUGUUUACUUUAUCAACGAUUUGGUUAUUGUGCUAAAUUCGUCGAAGGAACAUGUCCUAAAGUCCAUGAUAAGAAACAAAUAGCAUUAUGUAAAAACUUUCUACAAGGUAAAUGUUUGCUCGAUAAAUGUCCAUUAUCUCACGAAGUAGGACCAGAAAAAAUGCCUACUUGUAAAUAUUUUCUCGACGGUUGUUGCGUGCGUGAUUCUUGUCAAUAUUUGCAUGUCAAGGUUGCUGCAAAUACUCCUAUUUGUAUAGCUUUCUUGAGAGGAUACUGUGAGAAGGGUACAGAGUGCAGCGAACGACAUACAAAUAUUUGUCCAGAGUUUGAAAAAACUGGAAAGUGCUCAAAAGGUAAGAAUUGCCCUUAUCCUCAUAAAUCAUUUUUGUUAGCUAAACAAAAAUCUUGUAAGAAGCCAAAAAUGAGCACCUUCAAUAAGCAAACGAAAAAUUUCGAGAAACAAGAUGCUUCCUUCCCUCGCGAUGAAAGUAAAAAGCGAUAUUACGAUGACAAUAAUCUAGACAAGGAUCUCUCGAUCAAAAGAACAAAUAUUUUAAGUAGAAUUAAUGCAAUGAAAUCCCUCCAUUUGGAUUCCGAACAAAAUCUUGUAAUAGCACAAGAUUCAUCUGAUAUCAGCAACAAUUUACACCAACAACAAUCAGAUAAAUCUUCACAGCCUGAUAGUCAAAAUGUACUGUUAAGAAGGCAACCGAUUGGACCUUUACCUGCCUAUAUUCCUAUUGAAUGAUUUUAACUCGCGUAUUUUGCUUAUUGUAGGUCUUAAUUUCUACCAAUUACAAUAAGUAAGCAAUAAGAUGUAUAAAUUUAUCAGAGUUAAAUAAAGUUUUUAUAUUAUAUAUUUAUAA
Molecule: messenger RNA, 2053 nt
Organism: Chelonus insularis
Lineage: Eukaryota; Metazoa; Arthropoda; Insecta; Hymenoptera; Braconidae
Gene: ZC3H3
Product: Zinc finger CCCH domain-containing protein 3
Exons: 5
Coding region: 88-1935 (615 amino acids)
Cellular component (GO): nucleus
Molecular function (GO): metal ion binding
Source: RefSeq, a predicted model, not a curated record